This is a messenger RNA of Mesitornis unicolor (brown roatelo), 2114 nucleotides long. It is a transcript of the gene RSBN1, whose product is annotated as round spermatid basic protein 1. The record is from RefSeq and is a predicted model, not a curated record. The transcript has 6 exons. Gene Ontology annotation, cellular component: nucleus. NCBI's taxonomy places the organism in Eukaryota, Metazoa, Chordata, Aves, Mesitornithiformes, Mesitornithidae. The annotation marks the transcript as partial.
AAAUUCCAGAUGAAAAUGGCAAAACCCAGCGAGCUGACAGUCUUAUUAUGAAGAAGAUAAAGAAAAAAAAGAAAAAGAAACACCGGGAAGAUAUGAGGGGGAAACGCCUGAAGAUGUACAACAAAGAGGUGCAGACGGUGUGCGCUGGACUCACUCGCAUUGACAAAGCGGCUCUGUCUCAAGGACAGUGCGAGACCUUGGAAAUGAGCAAGGAAUCCUUCAGGUAUCUGAAGGAUGAGCAGCUCUGCAGACUGAACCUGGGCAUGCAGGAGUAUCGGAUACCCCAGGGAGUACAAACGCCGUUUGUGACACACCAGGAGCACUCCGUUCGCAGCAGCUUCCUGAAAACUGGCACUAAAUUUAGUAACUUCAUUCAUGAGGAGCAUCAGUCCAACGGCGGUGCUCUGGUCCUUCAUGCGUACAUGGAUGAACUCUCAUUUUUGUCUCCAGUGGAGAUGGAGAGAUUUGCAGAGGAGUUUCUCGCGCUGUCGUUCAGUGAAAAUGAUAAAAACGCCGCUUACUAUGCUUUAGCCAUAGUACAUGGAGCAGCUGCUUACUUACCAGACUUCCUGGAUUACUUUGCUUUUAACUUUCCUAACACUCCAGUGAAAAUGGAAAUUUUGGGCAAGAAGGACAUUGAAACGACAACAAUUUCAAAUUUUCACUCUCAGGUCAAUCGAACGUACUGCUGUGGAACCUACAGAGCAGGACCCAUGCGACAGAUCAGCCUUGUUGGAGCAGUGGAUGAAGAAGUUGGGGACUACUUCCCAGAAUUUCUAGAUAUGUUGGAAGAAUCUCCAUUUCUCAGAAUGACUUUGCCCUGGGGUACUCUUUCCAGUCUCAGACUUCAGUGCAGGUCACAAAGUGAUGAUGGUCCCAUCAUGUGGGUGAGACCAGGAGAGCAGAUGAUCCCAACAGCUGAUAUGCCAAAAUCGCCGUUCAAACGGCGCCGAUCCAUGAACGAAAUAAAGAAUCUCCAGUACCUACCUCGGACCAGCGAGCCCCGUGAGGUCCUGUUUGAAGACAGGACGAGAGCUCACGCUGAUCACGUGGGCCAGGGCUUUGACUGGCAGAGUACAGCUGCCGUGGGCGUGCUGAAGGCCGUGCAGUUUGGGGAAUGGAGUGACCAGCCUCGUAUAACCAAAGAUGUGGUUUGUUUUCAUGCUGAAGAUUUCACUGAUGUUGUGCAGAGACUUCAGCUGGACCUGCAUGAACCUCCAGUGUCACAGUGUGUUCAAUGGGUGGAUGAAGCCAAACUAAACCAAAUGAGACGGGAAGGCAUUCGCUAUGCUAGAAUUCAGUUGUGUGACAAUGACAUCUACUUCAUCCCUAGAAAUGUCAUUCAUCAGUUCAAAACAGUGUCAGCAGUCUGCAGCUUAGCCUGGCACAUAAGACUUAAACAAUACCACCCUGUGGGGGAGACUUCUCAAAAUGCAGAAAGCAAUUCAAGCUUGAACAGUAGCGUUCCUGGAAAGACAGAGGCAGAAGGCGAACCCCAAUGUGCAAGUGUAAAAAUAGAGUCUGAAGAACCAGGUAUAGAAAUGCAGCUUACGACAGGGGUGCUCUCCUCCUCUGUUUCUUCAAUAUCAGGACUUGUGCAACCAGAUCAGGUGGCCCAGCCCCUUCCAGGUUUUAAAGUAGAGUCUGAUCAGCAACACAAACCACAGGAUCAUGCAGGCUCUGCUGUGUGAUAUGUAUAUAGUCAAACAUUUUUUAACAACUUUUUAAAAUUUUGAUGUGAAGUUAUAGUUUUAUAACUGGCUUAUGUUUUAUUGGAGAAAUCUUGCCUAUAAUUCUAUAAAGAGAGGUGACAUUCCAAAAUGUCAAGCAUAUCUUUUUUACACAGAUUAUGCAAAAUUCAAGUUGUAUUUUAACCCCUUAGUACAACCUGUAACAGUGGUCUACCACUUCUUUCUGUUUAAGUAAAGAGGUAUUGAAUAUCUCCUCAAAGUCAGAAUGGAAUUCCUCCAGGAACAUGAAAUGAUUGAACUGUAUUGGUCAGUGUUAUUUCCCUACUUUUACUUUUAUCUCUGAUCUUCACCAGAAAGUGAUGCUUUUGUAGGCUUGUAAAGUGACUUUUCCCAUCUCAUUUUAAUUGCUUAAAAAAAAAAGCA